CGACUAUAUAUGCGCAAGCGCAACAUAGCGCCGACCUUUUUUUCCUGGCAUAGAUUCAGCCAUGGCGGUCGGCAAGAACAAGCGCCUCACGAAGGGCAAGAAGGGAGCAAAGAAGAAGAUUGUUGAUCCCUUUACCAAGAAAGAAUGGUAUGAUGUCAAAGCUCCCUCGAUGUUCGAGAAGCGAAACAUUGGCAAGACCAUGGUCACCCGUACCCAGGGUACAAAGAUCGCAUCUGAUGGUCUGAAGGGUCGUGUAUACGAUGUAUCGCUUGCUGACUUGCAAGGUGGAGAGGAGGUUGCUUUCAGAAAGUUCUCUCUUAUCUGCGAGGAUGUCCGUGGCAAACACUGCCUCACUAACUUCCACGGCAUGAACAUGACCACUGACAAGCUCCGCUCGUUGGUCAAGAAAUGGCAGACCAUGAUUGAGGCUUACGUUGAUGUCAAGACCACCGACGAGUACACCCUCCGUCUCUUCUGCAUUGGUUUCACCGCCAAGUCCCACCCGAAGACCCAGGUGCGCAAGACCAACUAUGCCCAGUCUUCCCAGGUCCGUGCCAUCCGUCGCAAGAUGGUUGACAUCAUGACCAAGGAAGUCCAGCAGGCUGACCUUAAGGAUGUUGUUAACAAGCUCAUCCCCGACUCUUUCGGCCGUGACAUUGAGAAGGCAUGCCAGUCUAUCUACCCCCUUCACAACGUCUUCAUCCGCAAGGUCAAGGUUCUGAAGAAGCCCCGCUUUGAUGUAAACCGCCUUAUGGAACUCCAUGGCGAGUCUGCAACCACCGGUGGUGACUCUGGUGCUGCCGUCGACCGCGACAACUACGAGCCCCCCGUACAAGCUGAAGUAUGAGGCAACCACUUGUUUUAUCCAAUAAAAUCUGAUGCUCCAGGACAA
Messenger RNA from Sycon ciliatum, 892 nucleotides. RefSeq names its product small ribosomal subunit protein eS1-like. Gene Ontology annotation, cellular component: cytosol; ribosome. The record is from RefSeq and is a predicted model, not a curated record. Gene Ontology annotation, molecular function: structural constituent of ribosome. The transcript has 6 exons. Lineage: Eukaryota; Metazoa; Porifera; Calcarea; Leucosolenida; Sycettidae. Gene Ontology annotation, biological process: translation. The coding region runs from base 62 to 847 and encodes 261 amino acids.